AUGAGCGACCAGAACGUCGUCAAGGAAGGCUGGGUCCAGAAACGAGGUGAGUACAUCAAGAACUGGCGACCGCGCUACUUCCUGCUGAAGUCAGACGGCUCUUUCAUCGGCUACAAGGACAAACCGCAGGACUCCGACCUGGCUUACCCGCUCAACAACUUCUCCGUAGCAAAGUGUCAGCUGAUGAAGACGGAGAGGCCCAAGCCGAACACCUUCAUCAUCCGCUGUCUGCAGUGGACCACCGUCAUCGAGAGGACUUUUCAUGUCGACACACCUGAUGAGAGGGACGAGUGGGCCGAGGCCAUCCAGAUGGUCGCAGAGUCCCUGGCCAAGCAGGAGGAGGAGGGCAUCCUGUGCAGCCCCACCUCUGCCAUCGAGAACGUCAACGAGGAGGAGAUGGACACCUCCAUCAGCCACUACAAACGAAAGACAAUGAAUGACUUUGACUAUCUGAAGCUUCUGGGCAAAGGCACUUUUGGGAAAGUCAUUCUCGUGAGGGAGAAGGCAAGCGGCACCUACUACGCCAUGAAGAUCCUAAAGAAGGAAGUCAUCAUAGCCAAGGAUGAAGUUGCUCACACGCUCACAGAAAGUAGGGUAUUAAAAAACACUCGACAUCCAUUCCUAACUUCUCUGAAGUACUCGUUCCAGACUAAAGAUCGACUGUGCUUUGUCAUGGAGUACGUCAACGGAGGAGAGUUGUUUUUCCACUUGUCAAGAGAAAGAGUAUUUUCGGAGGACCGCACCCGUUUCUACGGCGCCGAGAUCGUCUCCGCUUUAGACUACCUACAUUCUGCCAAGAUCGUCUACCGUGAUCUGAAGCUGGAGAACCUCAUGUUGGACAAAGACGGACACAUUAAGAUCACGGACUUCGGCCUCUGUAAAGAAGGCAUCACCGACACUGCCACCAUGAAGACUUUCUGCGGGACACCAGAGUACCUCGCUCCUGAGGUGUUGGAGGACAACGACUACGGCCGGGCGGUGGACUGGUGGGGUUUGGGCGUGGUGACGUACGAGAUGAUGUGCGGCCGCCUGCCGUUCUACAACCAGGACCACGAGAAGCUGUUCGAGCUAAUCCUGAUGGAGGAGAUAAAGUUCCCACGAACCCUGUCGGCCGACGCCAAGUCGCUGCUGUCGGGGCUGCUCAUCAAAGACCCCAACAAAAGGCUGGGCGGCGGACCGGAUGAUGCGAAGGAGAUCAUGCGACACAGUUUCUUUGGCACAGUCGACUGGCAGGACGUCUACGACAAGAAGCUGGUCCCGCCCUUCAUGCCGCAGGUCUCCUCGGAGACGGACACACGCUACUUCGACGAGGAGUUCACAGCACAGACCAUCACCAUCACUCCGCCAGAGAAAUAUGACGAGGACGGGAUGGACGCGGCGGACAACGAGCGAAGGCCUCAUUUCCCACAGUUCUCCUACUCAGCCAGCGGGCGGGAGUGA
Messenger RNA from Scomber scombrus (Atlantic mackerel), 1440 nucleotides. It is a transcript of the gene akt3b, whose product is annotated as v-akt murine thymoma viral oncogene homolog 3b. Gene Ontology annotation, biological process: protein phosphorylation. Gene Ontology annotation, molecular function: protein serine/threonine kinase activity; ATP binding. The record is from RefSeq and is a predicted model, not a curated record. The coding region runs from base 1 to 1440 and encodes 479 amino acids. NCBI's taxonomy places the organism in Eukaryota, Metazoa, Chordata, Actinopteri, Scombriformes, Scombridae. The transcript is spliced from 13 exons.